Molecule: messenger RNA, 2895 nt
Organism: Misgurnus anguillicaudatus (oriental weatherfish)
Lineage: Eukaryota; Metazoa; Chordata; Actinopteri; Cypriniformes; Cobitidae
Gene: ferry3
Product: FERRY endosomal RAB5 effector complex subunit 3
Biological process (GO): regulation of mast cell degranulation
Cellular component (GO): cytoplasm
Source: RefSeq, a predicted model, not a curated record
AUUCUAAAAAAUUCGUUUCGUCAAGACUGCGGAAUUAUUUUAACAUUAGGUUUUAUUCAUGUCGUGUGGAAACUGCUGAUACCAACAGUAAACUAGCCGGUCAGCUGACCGAGCGAAACAAGCGGAGAGAGACCGGAAGUAGCUCGCAAGGCAAAGAUGAGGAAAAACAAAGGGAAACCCAGUACUAUUGAAAAGGAGUUUGUGUUUGAGUUCAAGGCAGGAAAAGAUGACUGUGUCCUUAAAGUGCCACUUCAGUUUCCAUUUCAAGAAAAUGUGAAUGAUCUUCAUGGACGUAUAAUGCUGCUUCAUAAUAUGCCCUGCUUUGUUGAAAAUGACUUGAAAACAAGGCUGGUCAGUUUUAUAGAAAGGGAAACAUUAGAGGACUAUGACAGGGAAGCAGAGGCAGCCCUUGAGAGACUCACAACAGGACAGGUGGACAUCAACAUACUUACAAAUUCAUGGGCCAAGGCCUAUUCUGAGACUACAUUGGAACAUGCCCGUCCCGAGGAACCCAGCUGGGACGAGGAUUUUGCAAGUGUGUACCACGAGCUGAUCCACUCUCCUGCCUCCGAGACCCUACUCAACCUAGAACACAGUUACUUUGUCAGUGUUUCUGAGCUCAUCAGUGAGAGAGACAUGGAGCUCAAGAAACUUCAGGAAAGGCAGGCUGCAGAGAUGGAUAAAGUCAUGCAGGAGCUUGGGAAGACUUUGUGUGACCAAGAUGUGAAUACUGUGGCGGCUCAGCACUUUGACGCACAGCAGGUACUAGAGAACAAGUGGGCCAGUGAACUAAAACAAGUCACGGGUAUCCAGAAACAAGAAUAUCAGGAGUGGGUCAUGAAACUUCAUCGAGACCUUCAGAAUCCCAAUAACAGCUCGAUCAACGAGGAGAUCAAGGUGCAGCCGGGACAGCGGGGGGAGCCAGGCGAGACGGGGGCUCGACUUUUCGAGGAGCAGCGACAGCUGGAGGAGAGCUUCACCAUCCACUUAGGGGCUCAACUUAAGACCAUGCACAACCUGCGGCUGGUGAGAUCCCACGUGCUGGACUUUUGUAAGCACCGUCGCCAUAGCAGCAGUGGGGUAAAACUGCGGAGGUUGCAAACUGCUCUCUCGCUGUACUCCACAUCGCUCUGUGGCCUUGUGCUGUUGGUUGACAACAGGGUCAACUCAUACAGUGGCAUCAAAAGAGAUUUCGCCACGGUGUCCCAAGAGUGCACAGAUUUCCACUUCCCUAGGGUGGAUGAGCAGCUGGAGAUCAUCCAGCAGGUGGUGCUGUACGCUCGAGCUCAACGCAGCAGCAAGCAGAAAGAGCAGCCCGAGAUGCCAAGAAAUGGAGGCAGCGAAGACAAAAAUAAGAUUAUAGAUCGAAAUUCUUCCAAUAUUCUCCCAGGUGAAUUCUACAUCACCCGCCAUUCAAACCUGUCUGAGGUUCAUAUCGUAUUCCACCUCUGUGUUGACGAUAACGUACGCUCUGGAAACAUCACAGCCCGAGACCCGGCCAUCAUGGGCUUGAGGAACAUCCUAAAAGUCUGCUGCACCCAUGACAUCACCACCAUCACUAUCCCACUGCUGCUGGUACAUGACAUGUCUGAGGAGAUGACCAUUCCCUGGUGUCUGAAACGUGCUGAACUUGUCUUCAAGUGUGUAAAAGGUUUUAUGAUGGAAAUGGCAUCCUGGGAUGGAGGAAUCUCACGGACUGUCCAGUUCCUUGUUCCACAGAGUAUCUCAGAGGACAUGUUUUAUCAGCUGAGCACCAUGCUGCCUCAGAUCUUCAGAGUCUCUUCAACUCUCACGUUAACAUCAAAACGCUGACCAUAGCAACCUACAUAAACAAACACGAGCAACCUUGGCUGGCAACCCGUGUUUGUUAAACCUCAACUGGCAACGUGGAGGACAUCCCAUCACGUUAGGGCUCGAUUUUCAGAAAUACGAACCGUAAGCUGUCAUUUCGUGUGACAAAUACGCCUGUUGUGAGAUGUCCUGAUUAUUUCAAUCAUGAUUUUUUUUACUGGCAUCCAUUUGUAUUUCCGAAUCAUAUAAUUAAAUAUUAUAGGGAGUUUUCAUACUGUGAUACUGGGACUGGCAUUCACCUAGUGCUGCAUGGGAAAUAGGUACUGCCAAGACAAGCUGUGUAUUCGUGCUGCAUUGCAGUCAACCACAUUUGGCCCCCGGUGUCUUUAUUACCGACCUGAAACACCAGAUGGCGCUGUUUUGGAGCCUUUUACAGGAAGUUUGAGGUAACCAAAGCUGCUGAUUCCAAAUGUCAAACGAAACCAACCGUCCGGGUAUUAUAAGUGAUUUACCAUGUGUUUGUAUAUUAGGUGGCAGUUGUAUGCACAGGCACAUAUGCAGUUAUAUUUAAACAGCGUGAACUUUAAAAAGUGGGGCAUUGCUUGUGUUUCCCAAUGCAUAUAAGCCGUUUCAUCUGUGUGUUUUUUAACAAAUGUUUACCUUUUAUUGAAAGCAUUUUCUUAAAAAUGUAUCUUCGUAAUGUUGAACAGACUAGAGGGGGGUUUUGUAAUAUUUAUUUUUUUUAAUUACCUUUACAAAGAGGUUAACUAGUGUAAGUUAAGUCUUUGGAAAGACUUUUCUUAAUGAGUACAUUAGCAUAUAAAGUACCCAAGCACUGCUAAUCUGAGGGUUAAAGCAUUUGCAUUAGCAUCAAUCAGUCUUUUGUCCCAUAACACUGACAUGGUAAUGACAUGCAUGCAUCAUUGCUAAAUGUCAUUUUGGUCAAUGUAAAGUCAGGCAGUCUGAUGUAAAUACAGCAGAUCCAUCAAUUGUAUUGUAACAUAUUGAUAUUAAUGUAUUAUUAAUAAUUUGUUUGGUUCCAUCACUGUCCUGCUAUUAUACAUAAUAAUUAUGUAAAUAAAACAUGGUUAAGUAUAAAACAUG